AUGGGUAAAUUUAAAAGCAGUAGAGAUUAUGUGCCAUAUAGGGAAAAUAAGUCGGAAAGUGCCUUAGGGGGAAAAACGAAUGAUGAUGAUCAAAUGGCUGUGUUAAAGGAACCAUUAAAUGAGCCAUUAACGGAGCCAACCCUUUCACGUAAGGGAAUAAAGAAAGCACCAUCGUCUAAGUCUUAUCUCCAAGGGAACCACAGCAGGAGCGAAAAACGAAACCAAUUUCGAAGCGGUGAAAAGGGCGCACGGCUGCGAUGUAGAAACUACCUUCGCGAUAGGGUCCAUAGGAAAGACGGAGCUGCUCUUUCAAGUAAAAACAAAAGUGUGACAAAUAGCAUAGCUUCGGCGGAUUCUUAUAAAGCAGAAGAUUCUUUUGAAAAAUUUUUUCAACUAAGUAGAGAAGCAAAACAGGAACUAUCCGAACAUGUAAAUAAAUUAUUAAGCCAUGUGAAUGAGUCGGAUCGGUUCGAGACCCCCAGGAAAGAUAGUACCGAAACGGACAAACACUGCGACCAGAUGAACAAAAAAAGGAACAACAGCAAACGGUCAAAAAAAAAAAGCAAAAAAAAAAAGACAGCCACUUAUGAUCAAGAUGACGUGUACGAAAAUUUCACAAAAUUGAAAACAUUAUACGAUGGGGCAAAUGAAGCCACUUCUUAUUUUAUGACAAACGUAUUAAAUAAGAAGAUAAACAUUGAAAAGAAUAUCGUGAAGUAUAAUGAUAUGUUGUCUAGACAUAGUGAGAGCUUCUUUAAAAGGUUUGAGCUUUUCGAACAGGAGGAGGAGUCUAUGGAUGAGGCAGAAACAGGGGUCGAUCUUGUGGAUAACAUAUGUGAGUACUUCACCUAUGUGAUGUUCUUAACGUUGAACAGGUGA
Messenger RNA from Plasmodium inui San Antonio 1, 879 nucleotides. RefSeq lists its product as hypothetical. Bases 1 to 879 code for a protein of 292 amino acids. Lineage: Eukaryota; Apicomplexa; Aconoidasida; Haemosporida; Plasmodiidae. The record is from RefSeq and is a predicted model, not a curated record. The transcript has 2 exons.